AUGGUCUCGCGAAAGCGCACCCGUUCGGAGGUGGAUGCUGCCCCCGAGCAGCCACCGGAGGAACCUAGUCUCCUUGACCGGCUUCGCAGUUGCUGGGAGUUUGCCAAUAUCAUGCAGUAUAUCACGAUCUUUGGAAAACUUAUGAAGAUUGACGAGGAUUUCGGGAUUGAGGACCUGGAGAAUGAAUGUCUAAAGCCCGAGCCGUCGGAGAAACUCUUGGAAAUUGGUCUCUGUCUUCUGAAAUGGGUUUCGUCGCAUCGCGGUCUCACGUUCGAUAAUUUCGAUGAGUACACGCGACGUCAGUACAAUGCCAAAGCCCCCCAUCUUCCGAACCCCUUCGGGUACGACGAGGUCCCGAACAAGUUCUCCGAAUUUGAUGUCUUCUUGAAACUUCGCGUCCUUCACCAGCUUUCGGUGUGGACUUUUUGGAAUCCUGAUCGCAUUCGCGACAAGAUGCCGGAACAGAAGGAAACUGACCAGAUACAAUGGCGGAUAGAGGAAGUAGGUUACGAUCGCGAAGGUCGCUACUACUAUAUCUUGGAUGAUAAUAGACUAUACCGUCGCACCGAUCCACCCAUCCCUCCUCCGAAACCCGCCAAAUCAAAGACAAAGAAGAAGAGUGCUCGAGCCGUGAGGGCGUCGAAGCGGAGAAAGGUCUCUGGCGUGGUCCCCGACAACGAGUCGUCGGAUGAGAAUGAGAAUGGCUUCGCUUCCAAUGUCGAUCGUGAUCCUUUUCACGACAUGCAGUGGGAAUGCAUUGCGAUCACUCUGUCGGACUACAGGCAGUUUUUGGAUUCAAUCCGAAAAACAAAGGAUGCAGAUGAGAAGAUCCUAAGAGAUAGGAUCGAGGAGCAAGUGAUGCCGGUGAUUGAGAGGGAAGAAGAGGCCCAGCAGCGGCAGAAGGCCAAACGGGAAAAGGAGCUUUUCAACCUGCAGCUGCUCGCGGGCGCCAAGCGCUCGAGCCGCAUCGCCGGAAAGGCUGAGAAGGAGCGACACGAGCGUGAGAUGGCAGAAGCUGAACGUAAAAAGGAGGCGGAACUCGCUGCCGCCCGCAAGAUGGAGGAGAAAAAGAACAAGAUGGAGGAGGAGAGGCGCUACCGCAUCAUGAGCCGUGAAGAGCGUAUCAAAGAACGCGAGAAGAAGCGUCUGUUGCACGAGUCUGAAGUACAGAGGAUAGAAGAGGAGCAGGAAAAACUCCAGCGGGGCGAGAGUAGGGCGUCUGAAAGACACCUGAGGGCCGAACUGGAGAAGCAACGGAAGAAUCUGGAAGGACUGUCUUCAGAGGAUGAAUGGUUCUUUGACUGCUCUGGCUGUGGUGUACAUGGAGAGAACCUGGACGAUGGCUCCCAUAGUGUCGCAUGCGAGAAGUGUAACGUGUGGCAGCACAGCAAGUGCCUUGGGAUCGCGCAGGAUGAAGCGGAGCGAGAGGACUUCCAUUUUAUCUGUCGCGACUGUAAACGACGAGAAGAGGAAGCGAAAAUGCCGAAACUACCACCAUUGAAAUUUCGAGUCGGCUUGUCUCCGUCAUCUGCUCCUGCCGUCGAGAGUGCUGAGAAGCGCCAAAAUAAGCCCGUUGCUCAUACUUUUGUGCCAUACAAACCAGAGACCGACUAUAUCCCAUCGACCGCCCCGAAUAUGUCCCCAUCCAAACUCCCUGCCAUGCAGCCAUCUCUGGUACCACGGAACGCUACGCAGUUGCCUAUUCCUUUCCCUCUAUCCCCGGAGCGUCGACCUCAGUCCUCCCAUGUGACCUCGUUCAGCCCCCCUCGGGUCCCAUUCUCGCCGUCCAAGGGUGUGAAUAGUUUCAACGGCCUGACACCAUCUAGAGAGCAACUUCACAAGCUGCCACCGAUCCAGCAAAUUGCUCCCCAACCGCCCAAUCCCCAUGGAUCCCUCAACGGUGGAUCCUUAUACUCACAACGUCCAUCUUCAUCCCAUUCUGUCCAAAGCCAGAGCAUGGCCUCGCCCAUCCAGAACCGUCCGUCGAUGUCCCCGACCCAGGGCAAUCGUGACGUCGGUCCUCUUGCGGGAUUUCCGCCUCCUUCGUCGGAGAAUCCAGUUCCGUGGACCCCCUUCAAGCAACAUCAACAGGUGUCACGUCCAAGCAACGGGAAUUAUCCUUCUUUCUCUUCGAUUCACAGCGGACAUGCAUCGUUCAUGGCCACUCCGGGAAGUCACUCUUCCCCUCCGCAAAGCUCACACGGGGCACCGCCGCUCUCAGGGAUCAGCCCGACCAAACAAUCACCACGACCUAUGACAUCUGGCAGCAUUGCAGGUGCGCCGGUUCUUCCGCCGAUUCAGAAACUGGAACCGAGCCCGAAGCUGAUGGGGCGCAGCUCACCUGACGCACCUAUCCCGCCACCCGUCAAAUGCAUGACUCCAGAGCAGGAAGAGCGGCGACAGCGGGAGAAUGCCAUGAUGUUCCAGGCCCAGUCUCACGGUGCGUCCAACGGCCAGCCAUCGGUACUUUCAUCUCCGUCAUUUAACCGGAUACCUCCUUUCGGUCCGGCCCCGGCGCACAGACCUGAUACUCAGCGUGAUACGGUGAGCAAGCAGAUAGGAGCUGUCCUUUGGACUUAA
Molecule: messenger RNA, 2580 nt
Organism: Aspergillus tanneri
Lineage: Eukaryota; Fungi; Ascomycota; Eurotiomycetes; Eurotiales; Aspergillaceae
Product: putative PHD finger domain protein
Exons: 5
Coding region: 1-2580 (859 amino acids)
Biological process (GO): regulation of DNA-templated transcription
Cellular component (GO): RSF complex
Source: RefSeq, a predicted model, not a curated record